Molecule: messenger RNA, 3111 nt
Organism: Caenorhabditis bovis
Lineage: Eukaryota; Metazoa; Nematoda; Chromadorea; Rhabditida; Rhabditidae
Source: the annotation of a GenBank genome assembly
AUGGUGACGACGGCGCCCGUGCCAAAACCACGCACCCAAUGUUCGUCAAAGAAAGCGCCGGUGCCAUUGCCGCGUCGGAACACGUUGCGAAAUGUCGAAGUUCGACUCCGACAAAAUGCCAUUCAGAGAGCCUAUCCGAAGCCGAUCGUCCUAGAACGACAGUUAUUGAAUGCUAUUCUAGAAGGAAGGCCUAAAUCGAUUCCAUCGUGUUCGCCGAUUCCAGCUUCCAAUCAGCACUCAAAAAUGUCAGCACGUGCGAUCGCCGCGCGAUCUCGUUGCGACGGUCGCCCGUUGUCGGCAUACGACGAGUCGCCGGAAUCGAAACUGAAUCGGCGUCGAGCCAGUGUUGCGGUGAUGCCACUUAUUGAGUUGGAGCAGCGCGAUCGAGCCGUUGAGUCGAUGGCGAUGCUCAGCAAUAAUCGAACCUUGAGCCCCGAGUUUGGUGCGAUACGCGUUCAAGUUGAAGACAUCACUGCGGGACCAAGCGAAAUGGAAGAUGAGCGAGUCGAGCAGAAUCGAGGCGAAUCAUUCGAUUCUGAGGAAUUUGGCGAAACUUCAAGUGAGACUAUUUGUGAGCUGAAUCACACCGGCAUUGAAUUAAGCCGUUUGCGCUCUGACGGCAUCGGCGGCGACGGUAGUAGCAAAAUGACCUCCGCUGACGGAAAGAGCGGCACGAGAGUCAACGAUUUAGCGAUUCGGUGCGAAUACGCGUCCAGUUCGAUUGCUCAAGAACUGUCGGCAACUACGAUUGAGGAGAGGCCGCGACCGCCGAUUCCAGCGAUCUACAUGAAUACCACGAGCUCAUGCUCUCAUCGAUCGGAAAACGACACCGGCGAAGGCAAUUAUUCCGAUUUCGUAUUGCGCCGAAAUUCGUCGAAUUCGUCACCGAUGGGCAAAACUGUCACAUUACUUGAGCAAAUUAUACGAACUCGAAAAAUUUGGUUUCUUCCACACUUGGGACGUCCUGAAGUUCUUCACAUGCUUCGGAAAAUGGAUGCAGGGAAUUUCAUUGUUCGUGCGUCGACUCGCGAGAAUUGUAUGGCACUGUCGGUGCGACUUCCGGCGAACGCUCAAAUCGAAACCGACCACUACAUAAUCGAGCAGAUAUUGCUUCCGCUUCCACCGCCCUCAACAGCAUCAAUAAAUGUGGUUCGCCUCGAAGGCAGUCCCUUAACAUUCCGCUCAUUGCCAUUGCUCAUUGAGCAUUAUUGUGUUAACGGAGAGGAGCUCGAAGUCCGACUCCAACUACCCGCAGCGAUCCAGGCUUGCACGACAACGAAACAGUUGCAAAGCAUAGCAUUGAUGGAGCAAGAAUUUUGGACGAGUGAAAUGUCGUUGUCGCGAAAGCCGACGCGAUUAUCAGUGGCAUCGUCGGUACGGACCACUCAUACAUUGCCGAGAUGUAAUGAGCCUACAGUGUCUGGAAAUGUCGAAGAAACAUCGACGUGGUUCAUGGAAAACGAAAAAUCGACGGGUGAGGAGAUCGGCGAUGAAUCGGCCGGAAAGCCGUCGCCGUCUGGUUAUUAUGCCGUGCAUGACACGCUUGCGGCAGUUUCCGAUAACAAUAAUAAGACACGGUUAUUAACGAUUGACAGGAUGGACGACUCGAAAACUUCUUCGAAGAAGCGACGAUCCACUUCUCGUGCUUCAUCGUCGUCGUCGAGAUUUGCGACGGUUUGCGGUGGAGAUAUUGGAUUUCAGAAGAAUCGACCGAUGGAUGAUGAGACGGAUAGUGGACUCAGCUCGCAUUCACCGCCAAGCAAGCAUGAUCGCAUUGAUGAUGAAAAAAUUUCGAGAAGUGAACGCAGAUCGCAGUCGGUUCGAUCGCAUAAAAAUUUGAACAUCGCCGCUGGCGCCCCACCCUCAUCUUCAUCAUCAUCAUCAUCGUCACCGAGAUCGUUUCUCAGAUCGCUUCUUUCGUUUGGCACCGCCAAAGAACAACAAGAGAAGAGGAAGAGUAAAGCAGAAGAAAUCGGUGAACCGAAUAAAUUGGCUUCUUGUGAUUAUUUCACACCGUGGGAUCGAUCAAAACCGACUUUGGUCAAAGUCUCGCGAUCAGCGUUUGAUAUUGCGAAUCCGCCGGCUAGAGGAUUUUUCGCCGGGUCGGGAAAGAAGCGCAACGGGAGUGAUUCACACGGUGGACACACGUUCCGAAGCAACGUUGAUAUUUUUGACGACGACAAUUAUACUAAAGGCUGGAAGGAAAUUGCCAAAAAAGAAAUGACGACGGCGAACGCAUCUCCUGGAGGCAAAUCAACGCGCUCAGAAUCAAUGAAGACGUUCAAACCAUCGUCAGUAUCUUCCUCGUCAUCAACGCACGACGAAGUUGUCUCAUCGCGAUCCAGGCCGUUGGCGAUGCGGCGUGAGCGCAGCGAUUUGUGCGCGACGUCGUUCGCACCCAUCAAAAGCAAUGUUCAAAGGCUCGCCUACCAUAAUGAGAGCAGUCCCGGACCGGCGACGCAUGCGACAUCAGUAUUUAUAGGACGCAAACCUAUGACACCGCCGAUAAAUGCAAAUGAUCCGCAGAUUGUGAAAAGUUGCGUGGACGAGUUGCGAAGAAAACGAUUACAAUCUACAAAUGAAAUGUUGAUGAAUCGUGAAGAAGCUGGAGGAACGCCGAAAACUGAUAAAGAAAUACACAGUGCUCACGCGAGCCCGCAAAUUGCAAUGAGGCGGAAGAAUGGAUUCCCUUCCCCUUCCUCAACAAACUUCAGCCGGUCUGGAUUCGCUGGAAUCGAUCGAACUCGCGGAGCCGAGCAUCGUCUCUCUGUUCCGAAUUUGGUCAUGGCUGCUGAUCCAAUGGUCCCUGGAAGUGUUGGGCAUUCGGCGAAGGCUCUUCGAGAGCGAAUGGCUCGAAAUAACGAUGGUGAGCUGAUGGUGAUCAAUGAAGGUCUCAUCACGCCGGUGGUUCGUCGAAAGAAUUUCGAGCUCGACAAAAAACAGGAGACGAAAGUCGCCGAAGUCGAAGGUGUCUCGGUGGCAGCUGGCGAAGUGGCGAAGCGGCGAGAAGCACUCGAAUCGCUAAUCGAAAAACGAAAACAACGCCAACAAUCGGACGCGAUGUCGAGCGGAUCGUCGGAUCAAUCAUCGCUUGGAAGGAAGUAUGUGUGA